Molecule: messenger RNA, 522 nt
Organism: Cryptomeria japonica (Japanese cedar)
Lineage: Eukaryota; Viridiplantae; Streptophyta; Pinopsida; Cupressales; Cupressaceae
Exons: 2
Coding region: 1-522 (173 amino acids)
Molecular function (GO): zinc ion binding; nucleic acid binding
Source: RefSeq, a predicted model, not a curated record
AUGAAAGAUGAAGAGAUGAUAGUUGAUUAUUUGCAAAGAAUGGAUGAGACUAUAAGUGCUAUAAGAAGACUCAGAGAAGAAUUCAGGAUGAAGUUACUGUCAAAAAGGAAACUCAAAAGAGGCUCAGGAAAGUACAAAGGGAAGUUGCCUUUCAAAUGUUUCAAUUGUGGCAAUAUUGGACAUUUUGCAUCUAAAUGCCCUUAUGGAGAAAAUAAUGAAGAUGGAAAGAAAACCAUGAAGUCUUUUGGCAAGGAAAAGAUGAAGAAUUAUUACAAGACAAGGAGAAGAAGUUAUAAGAAUAAGAACAAUCUUUACACUUUUGAAAAUGAUGCCUCUGAUGAAAAAAGUGUUUCUGAAGAUUUCUGCAGUGAAGGUGAAAGAGAAAUUAAUCUCUUUAUGGCACAAGGAGAAUUAUUUGAUGAACACAUUGUUGAUGAUGAAGAAGAGGAAAUAGAAGCUAAAGUAUACCUUGAAAUUGAACUUAUAAGUGCAUUAGAGGAACUUAGAAAAGUAAGAAGAUAA